Cyphomyrmex costatus is the source of this 1491-nucleotide messenger RNA. Its product is annotated as facilitated trehalose transporter Tret1. NCBI's taxonomy places the organism in Eukaryota, Metazoa, Arthropoda, Insecta, Hymenoptera, Formicidae. Gene Ontology annotation, cellular component: membrane. Gene Ontology annotation, biological process: transmembrane transport. Gene Ontology annotation, molecular function: transmembrane transporter activity. The record is from RefSeq and is a predicted model, not a curated record. The transcript has 7 exons. The annotation marks the transcript as partial.
AUGUUUCUACAAUUAAAUGUGCGACGAGAAGUCCUGUUUUUGUUUCUUUACAUAUUUCUUAGCAAUAUGGCUUUAAUUAAUGAAGGAGCCGCUCAAGGAUAUUCUGCCGUAGUACUUCCAGUAUUAAUGCGCAACACAACCUCCUUGACUUUAAAUUCAACGGAGACACUUUUUUUCGCUUCUAUAGUAUCUAUCACUCCACUCAUUGGUAGUCUCAUAUGCCUUAUUACGAUGUAUUAUGGAAGACGAUGUACCAUGAUAGUAUGCGGUAUUAUCUUUUCUUUAGGAUGGAUUUUGGUUGCGAGUAGUUAUAACGUGAUACAGCUUUUCAUCGGCAGAAUGCUAACAGGAAUUUCCAUAGGUCUUGCUUCACCUUCCAUUGAAAUUUAUUUAUCAGAAAUCUCUAUACCCGCAUGGAGAGAAGUUGCUACAAUUACUCCAAAUAUAGGGGUUUCCGUUGGAGUUUUACUCGUUUACUUUUUGGGAUAUGUUGCACAGAACAAUUGGAGGUUGAUAGCAGCAUUUUUUUUAAUACCUUCAAUAAUUCUUGUUUUGUGCAAUGUAUUUUUUCUUCGUGAGAGUCCUAUGUGGUUACUCUUAAAAGGUCGAAAAGAGGAAGCUAAGAUCGCUUUACUUCGCAUCCGUGGUCUGCUUCAAGAGACGAUAGAGUUCCAAGAAGAGUUUACCGAAAUGGUAAAUUACAGCGCAAAGACAAACGAUUUGAAAACGUCCGAAAAUUGUCAGAUAAACUCCUCCUUAACUGUGGAGACCGGACAACAAUCGUUUUUCACGAAUGUAUCUAGCAAGUUAAAGAACAUUAGGAGAAUAAUCCGUUUACCUGAAGUGUGGAAACCGAUUGUGAUUUUAAACGUCUAUUUCUUUUUUCAAAGAUUUAGUGGGGCCUAUGUAAUUAUAUAUUAUUGUGUCGAUAUGAUCAGCAAAAUAAAUGUUACAAUUGAUCCUUUCUUGAUCACUGUCAUAGUUGGAAUUAUUCAAGUAUUAUUCAACAUAAUCAGCGCAUGCAGCAGCAUGAGAAUUGGUCGUCGACCGAUUUCGAUUAUAUCCGGUAGUGGUAUGUCAAUUUCUUUGGGUGUCUUAGCAGUGUACCUGCAAUUUUUUGAAGAUACUAACGUUACAAUUGUACCUCUAGUUUGCAUCCUUUUCUAUGUGACAUUUGCAGCAUACGGAUUCUUUUCGAUACCUUGGUCGAUGAUUCCGGAACUGUAUCCUACUAAAUACGUAAGCUUUCUUGGGCCUCUUACCGUUAUUGUCGCUCUUUUCUACGACUAUAUCGCUACACAAUUGUAUCCAAUAAUGGUAAAGCAUAACAGAAAUGGUACUAUUUACUUUUAUUGCAUAAUGUCUAUUAUAGCUACUAUUUUUCUAAUAAUUGUAUUACCGGAGACUCGAGGUAAGACAAAAACACAGAUAGAAAAUUCUUUUAGAGGCAAGUUGCAAAUAGAUGAAACUUUUAAGAAAAUUGAAGAUGCA